Messenger RNA from Vicia villosa (hairy vetch), 827 nucleotides. RefSeq lists its product as uncharacterized. Bases 49 to 561 code for a protein of 170 amino acids. The record is from RefSeq and is a predicted model, not a curated record. The transcript has 2 exons. NCBI's taxonomy places the organism in Eukaryota, Viridiplantae, Streptophyta, Magnoliopsida, Fabales, Fabaceae.
CUUCAAUUUCUUUCUUCUGCUUAUCAGCUUUUUCUUUCCUUAUUAAUCAUGGCUUAUACUCAUGUUAUCACAGCUCUUGUCUUUGCAUUAGUUCUUGCUAGUUUUGACCUAUCAUCAUGCCAAAUAGUAAAGGGAAAAGUCUCUUGUGUUGAAUGCACUCACAACUACGAUUUAUCUGAUAUUAAGGUCUCAGUGAAGUGUGAAGGUGUCAAAACCCUAGCUAUAACAGCAACAGAAAAAGAUGGUUCCUUCAAGGCUAACCUUCCCUCAUACCAUACAAUAACUUCUACAAACUGUUUGGCAAAACUUCUUGGUGGACCAACUCAGCUUUACACCAAAAAACAAAACCAAGUUUCACAAAUCACCAAAGGAAAAGAACAAAACACCUACACCAUCUCUACUCCUCUUAGUUUCAUGAUAUCAUGCCCUAAAAACACAAAUUGUAAGGCUGCAAAACCUGUUGGUUCAUCCAAAACUGUUGACCUUCCUCUUCCUCCAGCAUGGGGUUUGGCACCAAGUAGCUAUUAUGUGCCUUUUGUUCCUAUCAUUGGAAUACCUUAAUUAAUCAUGUUUGUUCAAGUGAUGAAGAAUAAUCACUUUAGUAAUAAAGUUUAUAGGGAGCAAUAGACUUUUAUAUAGUCUUGUUUUGUUAUGUAUAAUCAUUAUAAAAUUAUAGAUGUAAUGGUGUUUGUAUCAUAUAUGCAGCUAUUGACAAAUGCAACAUAUAUGUAAUGAUGUAUCAUGUGUGCUUGUGAAAUUUUAGUAUAUAAUAUAUAUUCAUGUGCUUUCUGAGUUUUAACACAGAUAUAUGUUGUAUUGUUGAGGAA